AUGAAUGCAGCGUUACUCGCGUUCUCGGAAAAAAAUAGAGUUAAUCUGACGGAAACUAAUGCAGAAUCCCUUGCUUAUUCAUUACUUGCGGAUCUGUUCAAUCAGAAUGAAACAGCCGAACUGGUCGACCUUGGAUUUCAAUUAGAUAACAUGCUGCUCAGUUGUUCUUACAACGGCAUCGAAUGUUCGCAUGACUUCGUUCUUUCCAUUUCAUCAGUGUUUGGUAACUGUUUCACGUUUAAUUGGAAUGCGUUCAUGAAGAAAUUGUUCACAUUGGGCGAUAUGAACUCAACAUUAGUUAUUUUCCAAGGCUUAACGCUGACAUUUUAUGUACCAAGUCAGCUUAACUUUCCCAGUACGUUGUUUGACGAAGGCCUGGUCGUAUUACUACAUGACAAUGAUGAGCUUCCACGCACUACUGAGAAAGGAUUACGACUAAAACCUGGUCUCGCUCAUACAAUCAACUAUGAGAAAAGUCAAACGAUUUUUCUUCCAAAGCCGUACACGAAUUGCACGUCGUCGGUCGAGCUCGAUCUGAUCGCUCUGUACAAGACGAUGUUUAACUCAAUAGCUAUCGGUCAAGUUGCUUACUCAGAAGUUGUAUGUUAUCAGCUAUGUGAACAAGCCUUUAUCUUUUCUGUAUGCUCCUGCAUCCUUCCGAUACCAUUGUACACGCGAUAUGUCUUCAAUCGCGAGCAUGAUAAUCUUAUUUUUACCAACGUAUGUCACCCAUAUACUGAAGAGCAAACAUGUGCUCUGACUACCGCACAGAGAUUUGUGUCAAGUCCCACCACAAUAGCUGCUUGGUGUUCUCACUGUGUUUUACAGUGCACAUACACAUAUUUUCCCACUGAGUUGAGUGCUAACUUGGCGCCAACAACUGCACAGAAGGCAUAUUGGGCACCUAUUCUGCUCAGUAAUACAUCGAACUGGACCAAUUUGAGCUUACCAAAUGAUUUUGCAGCAAACUACGAUACCUAUAUGAGCUCGAAUUAUUUACGGGUGACUAUCACAUGCAGCAAGCGAUAUGUGACACUUAAUGUACAAGAAGCAAAGCUGACGAUUGUUGAUACAUUUGCAGCCAUUGGUGGUCAAACUGGACUGUGGAUCGGCUUGAGUGUACUGAGCUUCAUCGAAGUUUGCGAACUGAUUUAUUGGCAAACUGUAAAAUGGAUCCUCGCAUUUCGAAGUUGGCAUCAAGUCAAACCGAGUACCGAAAUCGAUUUGGAAAAGGUUGAAAGUUGCUCUGAUCAAGUUGAUACUAAGAAAUGA
Molecule: messenger RNA, 1272 nt
Organism: Rotaria socialis
Lineage: Eukaryota; Metazoa; Rotifera; Eurotatoria; Philodinida; Philodinidae
Source: the annotation of a GenBank genome assembly